Messenger RNA from Peronospora matthiolae, 1185 nucleotides. The record is from the annotation of a GenBank genome assembly. NCBI's taxonomy places the organism in Eukaryota, Oomycota, Peronosporomycetes, Peronosporales, Peronosporaceae.
AUGAAGGAGAAGGUGUACUGCGUGAUACCAGAAGGCGUCGAGAUGGAUGGCGACUUCGACUGUCUCGAGUUGGUGAAGGCGAUCUACGGUCUCAAGCAAGCUUCACGUAUGUGGAACGAGACUUUCGACGAGUUCGUAUGCUCUAUUGGUUUCGAAGCGUCGGCGUUCGACCCAUGUCUCUACAUCAAGGUUGUCGACGGUCACUGUGUGCUCGUGCUGGUCUACGUGGAUGACGUGUUGGUCACCGGCAGCUCACUCGAGUUGAUUGCGCAGACGAAGGCCGACAUCAAGACGCGUUUCGAGAUGACCGACAGUGGCAAGUGUACUUUUGUACUGGCCAUCGAACUGGCGGACGAAUCGGAUGGCAGCGUGACGAUGUGCCAGCGACGGUAUGUCAACGACAUCCUCAAGCGCUUCGGCAUGGAUGAGUGCAAGGCCACAGCAAGUCCGGUCGACUUGAGCACUCGGCUUGUCGCAAGCACCGAAGCGGCCAAGAUCGACGUUCCGUUUCGUGAAGCUGUGGGAGCUUUGAUGCACUUGACGACUGCGACGCGCCCGGACAUUGCGUAUGCUGUGGGGUACGUCUCGCGCUUUAUGGAGAAUCCGCAGCAAGAACAUUGGACGGCGGUGAAGCGCAUCUUUCGUUACUUGCAAGGGACCAAGUCGCACGGACUCCGCUUCCAGCCAAGCGACAAGAUCGACUUUCGUGGCUACUCGGACGCGGACUGGGCCGGCGACCACGCUGAUCGCAAGUCGACUUCGGGUUACACUUUCAUGCUGAUGGGUGCUCCUGUGAGUUGGGGAAGCAAGAAGCAGUCAAGUGUGUCGCUGUCGACGAGUGAAGCGGAAUACAUCGCACUGAGUCUGGCCAUCCAGGAAGGCAAGUGGGUGCAUCGCCUGCUAUGCGAGAUUUUGGCGGCCGCAAACGAACCAGGACCGGACCUCGUCAUCCGUGAAGACAACCAGUCGUGCAUCAAGAUGACGAAGAGUCCGGUGAAUCAUGGCCGCGCCAAGCACAUCGACAUCAAGUACCAUCACAUCCGUGAUGAGGUCAAGCGCGGUGAAGUGCAGCUCGAGUAUUGCGAGACUUCCGUGAUGAUGGCGGACAUCAUGACCAAGGGACUUUCGGGACCUCGCCAUAAGGACUUGACGACGGCUCUCGGCAUUCGUGCGAGUUCGCAUUGA